CUCUCCCUCGUGCGCCCAGGCGACGUGGUGGACGUCCUGCGAGCACUCGACCUGCCCGCCCUGCCCGACGGAGUGCGCCGGGCCGAGGGGCUGUGUGCGGCGAGGAGGGGCAGCCGGGGGCCGGACGUGGCCUACUCCGUGAGUCGCGAGGCUCAGCUCAGCGUGCCCACCAGGUUCCUCUUCCCAGACUCGGAGUUCCCCGUGGACUUCUCCAUGGUGCUGACGGUGCGUGCGCGCAAGGGCACGCAGGCAUUCCUGCUCUCGCUCUACAGCGAGCAGGGCAUGCAGCAGCUGGGCCUCGAGGUGGGACGAUCGCCCGUGUUCCUCUACGAGGAUCAGAACGGUCUGCCGCCCCCCGAAGAGUAUCCCAUCUUCAAAGGGCUCAACCUUGCAGACGGAAAGUGGCACCGCGUGGCACUGAGCGUGCGCGGGCAGAACGUGACGCUGACGCUGGACUGCCGGAGGAGCGUGACGAGGCCCCUGGCGCGCUCCCUCGCCGGCUCGCGGAUCGACGUCAACGGGAUCGCCGUCUUCGGCACCCGCAUCCUGGACGAGGAGGCCUUCGAGGUGAGACGCCUGGAGCAUCUGCCUUCCACCACGGUCGUGCACAAGUCCGCGCCAGCCGGCUCUGCCCCGCGGCAUCCUCCUUGCCGGCGGGCGAGCCCUCCGCGACGGAACGCGACGCGCCUCGAGGUGCACCUAGCCUGGCCCUACGGGGGAGGCCCUACGGCGGAGGCCCUACGGCGGAGGCCCUACGGCGGAGGCCCUAUGGCGGAGGCCCUAUUGCGGAGCCGGGACCUUUCGGGCGACGCGACGGGCGGUGCGGAGGUCGACGGCAUCGGUGACGUUUGCCGACGGAAGCGCGGCGGCCUCACCGGGGUCCG
Messenger RNA from Petromyzon marinus (sea lamprey), 884 nucleotides. The record is from RefSeq and is a predicted model, not a curated record. Lineage: Eukaryota; Metazoa; Chordata; Hyperoartia; Petromyzontiformes; Petromyzontidae.